AGCCAACAACCUACCACUGUAAGGUGCAUUGACGUCGGAAACAAUCAUUAUUUGUCCAACUUUCAUACUGAAUUUCAAAGCCAUCAUUCUUAAUAUUAAGCCAUUCCAUGGUGCUAGGUACUGUCAAGACCCGAAAAUCGCUGUAGAAAAACGUGGCCGAAAGAACACCACUAGAUAUCGUCAUCGCUGCCACUUCAAUCACAAUAUCACCAUGAAUGCCCACGAAGAAGCAGUAACUAAGCACGGCUUUACAGCCGUCCCGCGGAAUCCUACAUCAAUAUUACAAGGUCAGACAGUCAUCAAGCCCCCGCAGCCCGUGAUGGUCAGUGAUAUCCCGCGCCCAGCUUCGCCACUCGUCGAACAAGUGGUGCAAUUCGUCCGCGCGGAACUCCCAGACGAGACUUUUAAUCACAGCAUGCGGGUAUAUUAUUAUGGCAUCGCUAUUGCCCGGGAGCAAUUUCCGUCGUGGCGCUUCUCUGACGAAACAUAUCUGCUCACAUGUCUACUGCACGAUAUUGGAACCACCGCGCAACGUCGCGCAGAGACUUUGAUGUCCUUCGAAUUCUACGGUGGUUUUCUCUCGCUGCAGCUUCUUCAGCGACUCGACGCCAGUCAAGCGCAAGCCGAGUCCGUGGCUGAGGCAAUCAUCCGUCACCAGGACCUAGGGGAUACGGGCACAAUCUCCACCAUCGGACAGCUGAUUCAGCUGGCUACUGUGCUGGAUAACACCGGCGCGUACGCCGAUCUUGUCCAUCAGGGCACAAUCGAUGAUGUGACGGCACAGUAUCCGCGCCACAAGUGGUCGUCGUGUUUCGCAGCCACAAUUGUGGCUGAGGUCGAGGCGAAGCCGUGGUGCCACACCACUGCGCUCGAAGGCUUUCGCGAGAAGGUCCUCAACAACCAAGUCAUGGAAGCCUAUGAAUUGUAGGGAUUUUAGCGGCUGGUCUCCUAAGAGUUAUUUUGAAGGUUGGAGAAACACAUAAAAUCUCUACGACCGCUUCCUCUCAAAAAGAAAAUAAUUUGUGAUUUUUCGUUUUGGAUUAUAUACCGGUUUUUUUUGUUCUAUGAAAGGGUAAC
This is a messenger RNA of Xylona heveae TC161, 1077 nucleotides long. Its product is annotated as cyanamide hydratase. Lineage: Eukaryota; Fungi; Ascomycota; Xylonomycetes; Xylonales; Xylonaceae. The record is from RefSeq and is a predicted model, not a curated record. The transcript is spliced from 2 exons. The coding region runs from base 212 to 928 and encodes 238 amino acids.